AUGGAUCCGAUUUACAGGUUCCAACUUUUGAAUAAUAUUGGACGUUUGUCUUUUCUGGAAGUUAAGUGCUGUCUACAGCAUGCCUUACCUGAUAUACGCGAACGAAAAAACAAAUGCUUGAGUUGACUGAGGCUUAUUUUGGUAAGUUGUGCUUGUGUGGGACAAUAUUCUCUACUAGAAAAACGCGCGGAUAUGCAGAUGUGGUAGCGAUUAGCAUUAGAAAGCCCCCGGAUCGAGAGAACGAUGAAUGCUUGCUCAAAGUGUGUGCUGUUUGCCAAAAUUUCUUGAACACUUGUUGUGCGUGUGGAGGACGUUUUUGUCUGACAUAUAAAGCAAGUAGGUGAACUACACAAAAACCGAGGUUAUCCAUUUUAACUGUCUGGAUUUUAACCAUCAGUGGCGGUUCAUCUGAAGCCUUUCGAGAUGCUCGAUUUCGGCAUCUUCGCCCUUGUUUCUGCAUCUCCCAGACACAAGUGUUGGCUCCUCCGAGUUGAGAGCUGACAUAUUUGGUGACAUCUCCAGAAAUUCAAUCGGCAUCCUAAGCUUUUCAACUGGAAAUCUUGGUGGAACGUCCGGCUCAGCUAAUGUAAAAAGAGCUGACGUUGAAGUCGGCAUCGGCCUCAACUUGAGGGAUUUUGUUGGUCGUUUUUACGAAGUUUCAAAACAAAUAUUUAGACAUGUACUUAGAUUGCCGUGCUCGGCGCUCGAGAAUCUACAGUUUUUCCGAGAACACUCUUGUUCCGUCUAAGUUGACCAGUCACGAGACCCUUUUGCUUUUCUACACAACACGUUUCUAACUUCCACGGUCUCCUGACUCCGCCGUGUAUUCUGAAUUUCUGCGCGGUUUCUGGGUGCGAUCUAUCAGUGUGGGCUUGUUUAUGCAGACACUGUUACUCUCAGAAGCUAGAUCAUUCUGCGAGAACAGAAGCUCGAUGUUGCAGUCGUACCUCUUGCACUAGCCACGGUUUUGCGUUGAUUGUGCCUAUCAACAAGUUCCAGAUUCUCUCAAUAUCGCAUUCUUGAGGGUAAAUAUGCUCUGAGCCUAUGUUCAUCCAAGAAACCACGUUGCGCCUCAUUUCGACUCCAUCAGGCGCUGCACUGCUGUGCAUUAUUGGCGCGUGAUUUGGUUUAAAGUCCUAUCAUCCUGACUGGUAAGUGGUGGUCAGUCGCAAAUCGCUUGUGUCUCCAGCUGCUCCUCAGGCUAUUUUUUACUUACUGACACGGUCUACCACGUCAUGUUGUAAAUAAUCAGUGGACUGCACAGUUGCUCUCCGUUGCUCAUGCCAGGUAGUAGGGUUGUUUUAGGUAACACUUUUCUAUGGUUAACAACCCCUCACACAUUUCGGUCGUUCUCUUUCGUUAGAUUCAGGUUUGUGACAAGCCCGGAUCUUUUUUCAAGGCGGCGACGGGAGAACAGCCUACAUCUCUGUCUGCAGGAACUUAAGGGUGUUCCAGAGGACGAACAGUAAGUUCCAUGUCCUGUUAAGCCGUAUAUUUUCCUUUAGUACAUGCUUUUUGCAAAUGCCACCUCCGUUAGAUUUUCGCUUUUAUUUGAGUGGUCCUUGGAGCGCUUCAAAGUUCGCAGUUGUCUGAUGAGUUCCGUUAGAUUUUGAGCUGUGUGUUAGUAGUGAGGCCAGUUUGUUUCAGUAUCAUUGUUGUUCUUGCGCGUACGAUCAUCGUCGUGCUGAUAGGUGUCUGGGGGAGUGUUGAUGACGAAGGCAUACACGCACUCAGGUAUCGCAUGUGCCCCAUCGAAUACUUCAUGUUUUAGGCAAAAUGGCAUAACCGACACAGACAAGCGUGACUGGAAUGGCCAUUCUGGAACAUCUGGGGCUCGAUCCCGCGACCUGUUAGUUAGAAGUCCAGCGCCUAUAACCACUGAGCCAAGGGCUCGUUUUCUUGUCGGAUGUGAUUGGGGACGCUCACCGAUCGUGUUACGGAACUCACUCGUCUAGGUGUGUCUUGGAACUGUCGGGCCCAACAGCCGAUCACAACCGACAAAACAACGGGCCCGUGGCUUAGUGGUUAGAGACGCUGGACUUCUAACCAACAAGUCGCGGACCAAGUCCCAGGUGUUUCACACUUCGGGGUUGGGUAUGACUGAUUGACGACGGCCAAUAAGCCAGAAAUGGCCCUUCCAGUUUCCCUUGUCCCUGUUGGUAAUCUUAUUCUGCCCAUAUCAUGCGCCCCUGUGCGGCUGCUGGUUAGGCUCGAGAGAGAGCCCGUAAGGCACAACGGGACGAGUGAGUUCCGUAGAAACGAUCGGUGAGCGUCCCUCUACCACUCCAUAUUUUGUCAGCAGAUAUCACCGGGCUAAGCGACCCAUUGUGGGCAGUUUCUUUCUUUAGUCAGCUCGUGUUGAUAAAAGUCGCGUAUCCUAGAAAUUAGGCGUAUUCUAGCUAGACUGGCGGACCUCGGUCAGUCCUACUUACCUUCGUAUAAGCGGUGCUACACGCGUGUAUUUUCCAUUCAAAACACGCACACCAAUUCAAUGCGCCCCGAUUCAGCAUUUCAGGUGCCAAUGCGGCCGACGUUCUGUUUUCGCGUUAUAGAUGUGGCCGCCGUUUUAGGUGGUGUGAGCUUCACAACUCUAAGGCAACUUCCGUAAUCCGACGCAAAUUUUUAUUCUUUAGAUUAUAACAGAGACUUUAUGCAAUGGAUAUGGCGUGCGCCUUCUUAGUUUAGCAAUUGGUCGUCAUCACAGUUCACCAAGUAUCUUUGUAUACUAUCAAAACAUUUCGAUCCACUUUAAACCAAAGCAACUGAUCAUAAUGUAGUAUAACACUUCAAAUAAAGGCAACGUUUGCAGUGCAGAUGCGCUCGUCCGUUGCCCAAAGCCGUUAUUGUUAUGUUAUUUGACUAUGACAGAUAGUUAAUUGCGUUGAUUUACAAAAGGUCAAACGAAGGAACUAGCAUUUUAAAAACCAUUUUUGCUAUCAGCGAAAGCGCAUAUUGAUGGAUUCGUUGCCCCAUGUAAUUAGUCCCUUUCACUCUUUCCACGACUAAAUUAAAUUUUAGUGUAAGUUUGCUUACCUCGGACGUAUUUUGGCACGAUCGGUCCAAGGGACCGUCCAAAGCUUUUUAAAUUAUUGGUCUGGUUUAUUUCGACUCAGCAUGUUGCAUUUCAAACUUUUUUUGCUCUCGAAGGUACUUUUGUGAAAUCUACCUGGACAAUGUGCUUUACGCGCGGACCACAGUGAAAACCAUGAAGGACAUGCUUGUCUGGGGAGAGGAGUUCGAUUUCAGGUACGCGUCCGUCCAAAUAGACUUGUCGGGACAGGACUUAUAGCCAUCAAAAAAUUAGCCAUGUUUGCUACGAAGUGGUUUGGUUUAUUCGGGAUGUCUAGCAUUUCACAUUAAUUAAGGCUACUAGCUAGAGUUGAGUAGGUAAUUAAUUUGGUUUGAUUUGGUGUCCGGUUCAGGAGAGUUUGCCAUGAUGGUAACUUUCUAACUCAAGCAGGGCUUUGGCAGUACCGUUUAACGCCUGUUGUGGAAACGAAUUGCAGUUUUCAGAGCAGCCUUCACUGCAAAGAUUCUUGACCUCCAUCAGAAUGGUAGAAAUUGUCGGCAAGUGAAUUUUAUUGUUGCUGCCUAAACAUCAGGUUAUUUUAGGGAAGAGCAACUUAAACGCUUGCUGUCUCACAGCCCUUUCAGGGGCUGAGUCGUGCUCAGAUGCACCCAGUUGUUCGGCUGGGCAAACUAACGGCUUCGGCGCAUCUAGGUGUUUGCUGAGUUUUCGCGCGAAUACCAUUGACACUGAAUGGGAUUGUAGAUUCCACCGAACUUUGGACUAUUUGCUUGAAUUGUUCGGUUGUUACAUAUAAGUGUCGCUUUUGAACUUACGUCUUAAUUUGGCUCCACUUCAACACUCUUAUCUGGUCUAACUGCGUGCUUUAUGUAUUACAGUCAAUGUAACCUCAAGGCAAUUAACAUGCCUCAUGAAGUCUUAGGACGACUGACAAGCUGACUUCGAAUUGAUGCUAACUAGGCAGUCCAGUAAAAAGUCGACUGCUUAUGACUUCAAUGGGACAUCCCCAAACAUAAAGACUGUUUGUCAUGAAUAGUUUGCAUGGAAUGCCGGACUUUCUUAUGUCCCUCGGUUACGCCUCUCUCAUUCUUCCACCAUCAUCUUUGUUGGUCUUUAGCUUACUUCCAGAUAUCACAGACGUGAAUAUCCUCCUUUGGCUUGUGAAGGCUGCCACCACUGCGGAGGAAGAAUGCGCGGUCGUUUCUUUCAGCGAACGCAGUCUCCGACGCGCCAGUCUGACUCGGACAGGUGAUUUAGAGAGGGCCAACCACCGCUUUCAGUCUCAACAAUUCGAGCUGGACACACAUCGUAUCUCUAUCACACAGGCGGACUCCUGGGCCUCGGUCCUGAUGGACACCUCAUGCUCCUCUCUGGAUGCAAUGCAACAGUCUGCCUCCAAAAGCCAGUCAAAACAGAACGACACCUCCCUGGUGUCAUCCUCCUCCGGAGAUUCCCGACACAGACGGAAGGGGCGCUUUGGUGCCAGUCGAAGCAAAAAGAAACUCACUCGUUUCUGCUUAAUCGGUAAGCGUCUGGGUCCCUAACUCGCUCCGCUUUGGUUCCAUGUUUUCAACAAAUCGCAGUCUACUCAGGGUAGUCAAAGAAGUCAUUGAUAUACUCAUGAACUCUAAAUUGCUGUUACCGAAACUCUGGACAAAAUGCCGGUCUGAUCAUUUCCAAUGAGCCGAAGACAACGCUGGCAAGAGCUAUGAGAACAAUUAAGCAACUGGAUGGAAAAUGGGUCAUAAAUCGAACAAAAAGACCGUCGACUGAAGGUUGGCGGUUAUUGUCGACUCGCUAUUUACCUCGAUCCAUUCGGUCUUCAACCUCCAAAAUUCAGAAGGUUACUUUAGUCACAGAUCAUUGCUUAGCCUGUUAUUUUAAGAUAUGCCAUUUUAAUAGGCUUUUUGGUACAGUAAACUAAAACUCUUUGGGCGACUACAACAUUAACUCUCAUUGGAUGAUAGAGAUCGUAAGUACGAAAUAGGAGGGGAUGAAAAUAUUGGAUGCGAGGUAUAAGGUGGUAACGACCACAGGGACGCACGCGACGACUAGUACUGGCUGAGGUUGGAGUUGGGUCAGUAGGCGGAUGCGCCUGACGUUAACGGAGGAGGUGAAAUUGUGGGAAGCACCAUGGAGGGCGUAGAAGGCUGGCUUGCUGGAGAUGGAGAAGGGGAGCUGCUAUGACUCAUCUUACAUUGAACGCGCUUCAAUGUGACCGCUAAAGGGAUUCGCAAAAGGCUUGGCAGUAUCAACAGAGUGCUGAACGAUCCCUCACAGUAUUAUUAUGGUGGCUUGCGAACGCCAAGGGCGCGGACUAGCACAAGGAGUUAGAGUUAAUAUAUGACUUACUUGCUGAAUUGCGUGGAGUGAUGACUCCAAGAACGGCCAUUGUUUGGUUCCGGACAUACCUAAUGGCAUCCGCAUAACCUAAGUCGUAGAGCGAUCCAGAACAUUUUCCAGGAAUCCGUAGGAUAAUGUCACAGAUGAGAUCGUCGACGAAGCCCACCAGAGCAGGGUUGGCAGCGGUAUGGGGUAGAUGCCAUCUCCAAGUAUUGGGAUCACCAGUGGCCCAGAGGGAGGUUGAGGGUUGGCGAUGGAAACGUUGGAGGGAUUUGUUGGAUGAGCGAUGGUAUAUUGUCUUGAUCAUACGGGAACAGCCGAAGAGGCAAGUAUGGUUAUGGAAAAGUCUUGAUUCGAAUUUUUGAUUCGGUCUCUAAGGGCAGUUAAGUGAUAUCCAAUGCUCCAGAAAUACGCGAGAACCAGUAUCUGCCGUUGGCCAUCGCACAAAACAUUUAGUCUCAUUGAGCAUACAACUGCUACCAGGGGAUGUUGGUAAAGGGCCUACAAGGUAAGUACGGAUGUGUGUAAAACAUUCGGCUCGGGAAAGGCAAUCAGCAACCUGAUUAGGAUCACCUUUAGGAAGGCGAAUAUUGGUGAUGAAUUAAUGCCCAGCUCCAUUAUAUGGCUUAAUGUAUCUUUUGCAAUGGCUCACUUAUCUGCAAGUAAAUAAUAAGGACGACCAAAAUGACGAACCGUUUCACGAGCUGGCCGAACGGUGAUAGCCCGUUGAUUGGCGGACUUUCGAAAGCAAAUGGUAAUAGAAAAUGUGCGAAAAGAAUGUGUGCAAAAGAAUACCUUAAACCUAGGUCUGAAACUAGGAAUGGUUGACUGCACCUAUUAGUGGACGUACUAUUAACUAGUUGGAGAGAAAACGAAACCCUGGGCGACUUACGGUUAGAUGGAAAUAGCAAAAUUAGACUGAUUGCAGAGCCAGUGUCAAUAAGGAACUUGUAACAGAUAUUCCUGUCGAAGUUAUGAAAAAAGUGCGUUGGGGACGUUCGGUCGACCGGGUUCAUCACUGUUACUGAUCGGUAGGCGUAGAUUCUGUUGAAGGAGUCCUGUAAAUACAUGGAGACGGUUAUUGAUGGACGUUGGAACCAUAGGUAUGGCGGUUUCACUAGAAACCGCCAGGAGUGUGUGAACCUGAAAUUGCAGCGGGAGAUCUUGGACGGCGCGUACUUGAAGGACUUCCCCACCGAGAACCGCAGGUUCAGAAAAAAGGCUUAAGCAGUGUAGCAUCUAAGUUUUGUUCGCCUUCCAGUUACUCAAGACGCCCAAAAAGCUACCUAAGCUUCUUGUCCCCAAGAUCUCCCCUGGCAAUAAAAACGCUGCGAAGGUUUUUCGAUUAGUAGGACGGUGCAAGUGAUGAGGGCUGCCUCUGGAGUUGUAUGUGGACAUCUGCUGGUGGGCUGCCAAUAAUGGUGAUGUCCAUUGGCAGUGUGACCACAGCAUUAUGGAAUGUCGUUUCCUUCCAAAUGAUCCGCCGCAAGGCCAAACUAGAUUCUAUUCUGAGCAGCGAAAGUGCCCAUUUUACUGACCCACGCAGUUGGAAGAUCGGAAAUAGGUCGACUAGUAGCUUCACUGUUUGUGACUACGUGAUGUCGAUCCGAGGUCAGCCAGUUAUGUCAGGUAACUGGGGCGUUGUCACUGUGGCUUGCGAGCGGCCCUGCUAUUGGUAGGAUAGGGGUUAGGGCAACGUAGGCGACAAAUUAGACUUGGUCAAAAGAAAUACGAGCAAUGGAGGGUAGGCGGGAUUAAAUCUAAGCGAACGUGGUCAAGUCUAUAGGGAAAAAAGACAGGCGCAGUGAACAGGAUUAAAUCGUCAUUGUAGAAUAUGCGCUGGCCUACCCUCCAAUGAAAGGUUCAAUAUUCCGAAAUCAUUUACGGCAGCGGUAUAUGAAAGGAUGCAUGAGUUGCGACUUGAUGGCAUGUGUGGAGUUUUGUUGUUCUUUGUUGUGUUAUUUUAACUGGCAUCGUUAGUACACUAAAGCAAAAAAUUUUCACCGACAAACCACCGAUUGCUUUUCUUCUACCUUACUUUCGUAUCUAUUUCAUCUUGAAGUCCAUGGAAUAGGUUCUUCAGGUUCAUGUCAAAUGAACCCAAUGCACCUCACCGUUGUUCCCUACCAGACCACCCGAUUUAUCCCACUGAGAAAGUCUGUCAAUGCACGCAGGGGAACGUUUUCCCGUCCCUUUAUCAUUGUUGGCUAGCUUUGGGCGGUUAAUGAACACAUUUUGACAGCGAAAAAUAACAACACUGAGCAAUCCCAGAACACCAAGCCAUUUAUUACUAGCAUUACUGUCACAUCGAGUUUUUUUUCUUCCUCUUUAUCCCUUGCCAUCCCUUUUCCCCGACCCUACGCCGGCGUUCUCAAUAAUAACAUUAAUCAGUUUCUGCCUUUAACUACGUGUAUUUUCAAAUUAGACCAACUGUGUCUUCCUUGCUUCUUCCAGCCAAAUUUGUGAUUCCUACUCGGAACAUUAACAAUCUGACGGAUACUGAGGCCUGGUACCCAUGCGAAACAUCAAACCAUGGCUCCAAUGGUAACCUCUUUCCAGAGGGAGCCAACCGCGAUUGUGAGUCUUACAGCAGUCCCACUUCAGGAGUGAAGCGGCUGAGUCUCAAGUCGGGACGUCUGAAGUGGGUGAGUCAGAAGGCGCGUCUUCGCAUAAAAGCCUGCUACAGCAGUCUUACCGUCCUACCUGUCUGCGGCUACUCUCCGCUGCAAGAGUGUCUAUCAAUCCUGGAAACCCCGCUAACCGACAGCACGCGAACACAGCGCGACCUCAGCCCCCGGCGGCGUGGACAAGUCGGUGAGAACAGGACAAACUGCAUUGAUCUUUUGCGACAUCUGGAGCCCUGGCUGAGUGCCAAGUCGAAAGCAACUCUUGCGCAGUCCUUGCUAGCAAUGCACAAGCUUCGUCGACAGGUCCCCGUCUUCCUCUCAUCGUUGGUGCUUGCUGAGGUCUGCCAGCAAGGUGACGCUGCUUCUUAG
Messenger RNA from Spirometra erinaceieuropaei, 8367 nucleotides. The record is from the annotation of a GenBank genome assembly. NCBI's taxonomy places the organism in Eukaryota, Metazoa, Platyhelminthes, Cestoda, Diphyllobothriidea, Diphyllobothriidae.